AAAAUUUUGAUAUAUAGGUAAUAGAUAGCAGCGUUCGAAAUAUCGAUGUCGAAAAUCGAGCGUAUAAUACUGGCGUGUUUUGUGUUCAAUUAGCGGAGUUAACGCGAACGCGAAUAUACGAUGAAAUCUCGCGUGAAUAAUAGCCAUUCGUACGAGAUGGAAACAGUUUCUCUCGAAUCGUUCAAUGCCAUGAUCGAUCGUAACCUUUUCUCGAAAUCGCACCCACACGGUCUCACGGGUGUGGAGGAUCGAUGGCGUAUGGGUACGAUUACACAAUGUGUACAUUUGUGCGUUGUGGUCGGCUUCUGUCUCCCAGACGGCCAGGCUCAGGAUCUGACCGAUGUAAGGAAAUUAGACCAGUCGGUGCUCAGACAGCGGGACUUGAUACACGCUCUCUGAACGGAGCUUGCACCUUUAUCUCGAUUACGUACGAUUUUCUAUUCGACUUUUCGUUAAGAACCAUCUCAGACUCGUUUUUUCCUACAUAAUGAGGAUCGUACUCGUGAUCCUUCUGGCAGGAUUAUCAUCCGCGGAGGUGUUGCAAACGAUAGCGCAAUGGCCCCUGAUGGACUUCGCGCUGCCGUACGACGGAGAAUUUUUAAAUCGAUAUCGUCCCGAGAACGUGGUGCCGACUGGAAUCGAGAUUGGCUGGGACAGGAUUUUUAUCAGCGUUCCAAGGUUAAGAGCCGGCGUACCAUCGACCUUGAACUAUAUUCCGAGGAAUCUUCCCGUAGAAAGCAGUCCGCAGCUUCGAGCGUAUCCAUCAUGGGAUUGGCACAGCGCCGGGAAAGGGGAUUUGAAUUGUUCCAAGUUGAUCUCUGUCUACAGAUCGAGGAUAGAUAGGUGUAACAGACUAUGGGUGAUCGAUAGCGGAAUAAUGACGUCGAUCGAUGACUUUAUGCCCGUUUGUCCGCCGAAAAUCAUGGUGUUUGACCUACAAACCGAUCAACUGGUGCGGCAGUACACGUUUCCGCGGGAGGUCCUGAGGCCCAACACCUUGCUGACGAACCUGAUUAUAGACGACGUUUCGGCUACGACUUGUGACAACGUGUUCCUCUACAUAAGCGAUACGGCAGGGCCUGGUUUAUUAGUGUUCGACGGAGCUACCGAUAGAAGUUGGCGCAUCGUGCAUGCUUCUAUGUAUCCGCAUCCAGAUUUCUCGACGUACAGGAUCGGUAGCGACACGUUCGAGCUACUCGAUGGCGUGGUGGGUUUAGCUUUUUCCGCGAAACUCGGACUGGUUUAUUAUCAACCUUUGGCAACGGAUCGUCUAUUCAGUGUACCGACCACGGCGCUCCAAGCUGGUCCUCCGGCGUUUGGGGAACAAUUACCGGUGACCCUGAUUGGCAAAAAGUCUAGUCAAGGUCUCGCAUUGGCCGUUGAUCCUCGUGACGAUACCAUCCUAUUUUCGCCGUUAACGGAACUGGCGAUCGCUGCCUGGCAUCCGCAAACCAAUCGGCAAAGGAUCGUGGCAUACAACCCGGAGAAAUUACAAUUCGUGGCCGAAAUUCGAUGGGCCGAUCACGACAAUGGCAACUUUUGGUUGUUGAGCAGCAGGUUCCAAAAAUUCUUCCGAAAGGAGGUGAACGUACGCGACGUCAACAUACGAAUCAUGAGACUAAUGCCUGAACAAUAUUCGCUGAAACACGCGAUUCUUAAUUCGUACACUCAGCCACCCUUCCCGUUACAGUAUUAUAACAAUACUUUAGGAUUGUAAUUGGUCGUCGUCGAUAGCGGUUAACUUUUCAGCUUAAACAUUUCAUUCGGGCAUCGUUUACGUUUCUCGUAAUUUCGAACUGGAUCAACUUGAAAAUGUUCACGCUCAACUAGAUAGCUGUCGGUCCCGGUAAUUGAAAGUUUAUACACCUGGAAGGAUAAUUUUCUUAUCGGUUCUCCUAAAUUCUCAGCGUACCUGAUACCUACGAAUCGUCCAGAUUCUAUGCAUUCGAAACACGAAGAAAAUUCUCCGAAUCGCGUGUAUACUAUAUGUAAAUCGAUCGAAUCCGGGGUCAUUCGCUCAAAUAGAUUUAUGCAUCUUUAUUAGAUAAGCGUUGCACAGACAGAUUGAAUUACACAAUUGAGAUUAAACGCGUUUCUUAAUCAAA
This is a messenger RNA of Megachile rotundata (alfalfa leafcutting bee), 2105 nucleotides long. RefSeq names its product dopaminechrome tautomerase. Gene Ontology annotation, cellular component: extracellular region. Lineage: Eukaryota; Metazoa; Arthropoda; Insecta; Hymenoptera; Megachilidae. The record is from RefSeq and is a predicted model, not a curated record.